Encephalitozoon romaleae SJ-2008 is the source of this 1968-nucleotide messenger RNA. RefSeq lists its product as hypothetical. The record is from RefSeq and is a predicted model, not a curated record. Bases 1 to 1968 code for a protein of 655 amino acids. The transcript has a single exon. NCBI's taxonomy places the organism in Eukaryota, Fungi, Microsporidia, Unikaryonidae.
AUGAAAAGAAUUGAUGUUAAAGAAAUGGAAAAGAAUGUCAGUUUUAUAUUGAAAGAAAGAGGCACCGGAUGGGGCCAACUGUAUCCAAAGGAAUACUCAAGGGUCCUUGUAGUCAAGGGUCAUAGAGUGGUUCUAUUUGGCACCACACUAUUUCUUAAUGAAAAGAAGUUUGAAGAGGGUGUUAUCUAUCUAAGUAAGGAUGGAGCAAGGAUUGUAAUGACAAAGUGCAAUGAGGUUGCUAUUCUAGACUUCUCCACAUCUAUAAUCAGAAGAAUUCAUACCAGGAUACAAAUAAGAAGAGGAGAAGCAUGGAAUGGGCAUCUGGGAUUCCUGACUGAGGAUGGGCAUUUGGAGGUAUUCAAGGAUGGAGCGUUUAUGUAUGAAAAGAAAGAUGUGAAAGACUUUCUUCUUCCUGAUUCUACUGUUGAUUUAGAUGAGAGGUUUAUGGAUUACGAAAAUGUGAAGAAACUUUUUCGAAGCAGCAGUGGAGACAAGAUCAUAGUUGUAACAGAGGGGAAGCUAAUUCUUGGGGAUAGCGAGAUUGAAAACAUACUUCACACUGGGGAUGUGGACUAUGAUAGAGGUGUAAUGCCUUGCUAUUAUCAUUGCGAUUUCCACGGGGUAGAUCUAUUAGCAUCUAGUAACUCUUCAAAGUUCUUAUUUCUUGGAAGUGGCCUUCAUGAGCUAGAUUUGGAGGAAGAAAUAAAGUUGCUGAACUUAAGAACAGAUGAGGAGUUCAAUGUCAGGUACCUGGUGGGUAUGGACCACUCUGGAGAGUAUGUAUAUCUUAUUGAUGAGGAUGGAGUUCUGAGCAAGUUUGAGGUUUGUGGAAUAGAAAGUGAAAGGGAAGCAAAGGGAGACGUUGAUUUUACAGAAGAAAGAUAUAUGAUUUCCAAGGAAGAGGGAUUGAAGAAGAUGAACGAGGGAAAUGAUUCCAUGAAUAUAGGCAAGGAUACAGAAGAAAAGAGGGCGUUUGCUUCAUUAAACAGCCUAUUGGACUCUGCCAAAGGGGGUAAUGUUUCUGUAGAAUCGGAGAGUAAAAAGCCUUCUGGAAACAAAGAUGUGCUCUCCAGAAAGUUGACAGGAGAUUCCCGAGUGGAUGCACUAAUUGAAAGAGUUGAUUCACAGAUAGAUGAGAUUACCAAGGACUUCCAGGGAAUAAAGGUUGAGAAGAAAACCUUUCGGAUGUACAAAUACAAUGCAAAUGAUCUGUCUUUGUCUGUCGAGGAGAUAUAUACGAAUGUCAUGAGACUUGAAAACUAUAGGACAAUGGGAGAUGAAAUGGCCGAGCAACUUUCCUUAAUGCUUAAUAGUCUCGAGGUUUAUAGAGGGAUUGAUGAGGAAAACAUAAGAAAUGCAGUAAGAUAUAUUGACAGUGCAAUAGAAAGUAUUUCAAAAGGACGAAGACGAAGGAUAGUGCACUAUACAAAGCCACUGUUCUACGGGAUUGAAAAGGUGGGAAGGACUUCCCAUGAGUUGAGUGUGAAGUUAGGGGGUGUUCAAAAGACUUUAGUAGAUGUAGACUACACAGAGAAAGGGAUAGAUAAUGAUGAUCUUGGGGAUGGCUUUACACAGCAUUUUAAUCUUAGCCAGGGGCUUGCAGAUACCAUACCUGGCGAGAAGAAAGAAGAGCCGGUAAUUCAUCAAAAGGAAAUUCUUUCCGAGAAAAUAGAAGACAAACCUGAUGAAAGUUACUUUGGUGGAAACGAGUUACUAAGUAAAAAAGAAAACCACACAUCCAUUCCUACUAUACAACCUUCCAACAUCUUUGGUCAACCCAUGCCCCAGGGUAGUUCUACACAGUUUGAGGGAUUGUUUAGCAACACUUCUCCAUCCAAUAUCUUCCAAUCCAUAAGUAAUAACCCUCCUACUAUUCCUCAAGCCCCAUCGAAGAAGGAAGAGGUGCCUGACCAGUCAACCCCAAACGCAUUUUCCAGAUUUGCAAGUAGCAGAAGCUUAUUCAAAUAA